Messenger RNA from Naegleria fowleri, 462 nucleotides. RefSeq lists its product as uncharacterized. The coding region runs from base 1 to 462 and encodes 153 amino acids. NCBI's taxonomy places the organism in Eukaryota, Heterolobosea, Eutetramitea, Acrasida, Naegleriidae. The transcript has a single exon. The record is from RefSeq and is a predicted model, not a curated record.
AUGGAGAGUCCAUACUGGGGAGUUUUCCAACACGGACCACAAGGUAUCGGUGACGUACUCAAAGAGAGAGUCACAAAAAAAGUUUAUGCAGAAAUAUUAGACUCGCUGGUAAAAUUGCAAAAUAUUAUUUUCGUCUCGUUAAAAGGCUAUCUUCAAGAAAUUAUGAAUUUAGUAUCAGGAAGUUGUUACGAUGGAGGCAGCACUGAAGAAGAAAAAUUAUUUCAAUCUGUAAUUGACGCUCUUCAAAAAGAUUUUACCAUGAAAGAGUUAAUAUUCGAAGAAUGUAAAAAGAUGGCCACUUUUGAAAGAAAAGAAUAUCUCAAACAGAUGCAAGAUCCAUCAAAGUAUACAAACGAAAGCCAAUCAAGUUAUGUGAUGAGUAAUUCUACAAUGUCAUUCUAUGUGCAGUCAUGGAAUAUUUCUCCUUACUUUGAGAGAGCCAAAUCUGUCAUUUCUCGAUGA